AAUGAGAAAGAACUCACGAGGGGAGCGCUUGGAUACGAAUCGGAGUCAAAACCGGAGAAAGGGAACAGAACCGAGGACAGCAGACUUGGGGAGGUGUCUGGGACCCACUUUGAGACUCAGCACCGUCACUCGCUUGCAAGCAGACAAACCGCUGGAGCUACUACUUCUGAGGCACUCAACUCCUGUCCACCGACUCCAGAAGAGUUGUAGGUGA
Protopolystoma xenopodis is the source of this 214-nucleotide messenger RNA. Lineage: Eukaryota; Metazoa; Platyhelminthes; Monogenea; Polystomatidea; Polystomatidae. The record is from the annotation of a GenBank genome assembly.